Molecule: messenger RNA, 2315 nt
Organism: Helicoverpa zea (corn earworm)
Lineage: Eukaryota; Metazoa; Arthropoda; Insecta; Lepidoptera; Noctuidae
Product: glucose dehydrogenase [FAD, quinone]-like
Exons: 3
Coding region: 412-2307 (631 amino acids)
Molecular function (GO): oxidoreductase activity, acting on CH-OH group of donors; flavin adenine dinucleotide binding
Source: RefSeq, a predicted model, not a curated record
ACCCCGCCCUGUGCCACGCUGCACUCCGCUUCCGACUGUCGGCUGUGCCCAGUGCACUCGCGAUAUUAAAACCAGUUAUAAUGUAAAACUAUUGCUAUUGUGAUAAACGAACAACUACAAAUAACAAAACAAUAACAAGAUAGUGAAAAUAAUAGUAUAAAGCCAACUUACUAUCGAGUGAAUGAACUAAAAAGUUGACAACGUGGUAACGCUGCAGUCGAACACGAAUUCAUAUGAAGAUACUAAUGGAACUGAGCCUCACAACGGGCUGUGACACUUUCUCAACUUGUCAAAUAGCUACCAUUCAAAAUUCCUCCCUACCCCAUCCACGUACCGGCGAGGACCAUACAAGAUAAUGCGUCGGUUUCUCCCGCAUUGAUAACCGGCAAAUUUCCAGAAUAUGAGGGUGCAAUGACUGCUAACACUACUGAUGAAUUAUGCAAGAUAUGUGACGGACGAAUCGAGUGUGCGCCGACGGCUAUCCUCCUGAUAUCGUUGGUACACACUCUGUAUGGCCACAUCGGGCCUGAGCCGGACUACUUCGGCAAGAACAAGAGACAAAUCCUCAAACAGACCGAGGAAGAUGCGAAGAUUCCUUACAAGCACUUCACAUACUUCAAUCAGUUCCCUGAGGAGCACGGCAAGAGGAAAGUCGGCGCCACCGGUGCCGAGCUGGAUAGUGACUAUGACUUCAUCGUGGUGGGCGGCGGCACGGCCGGCUGUGUGCUGGCGAGCAGACUCUCGGAGAAUAGGAAAUGGAAGGUGCUGAUGAUCGAAGCAGGUCCCGAGGAACCUAAGAUGGCGUUGAUACCAGGUCUCACGAGCGAGUUCAAAGGUUCUAACAUAGACUGGCAGUACUCCAUGCGCCCUAAGAAGGGGUUCUGUCAGAAUCGAGGUGAUAGAGGCUGUGAGGUAGUCCAGGGCAGAGUACUCGGAGGCACCUCCUCUAUUAAUGACAUGGCAUACAUGAGAGGCAGUCCGGCGGACUACGAUGAGUGGGCUAUCAAUGGUAACGACGGUUGGUCCUACAGCGAGGUCCUGCCUUACUUUAAAUAUUCAGAAGGAAAUUACGACAAGGACAUUUCAAAAAACAAGUUUUUUCAUUCAACACAAGGUCCGCUCGAUGUCGGGCGAUAUCCUUACGUCGACGAUAACGUGGAUGUACUACUGAGCGCACUCAAUGAACUAGGAUAUAACUACACAGAUGUAAAUGGUAGACAUCAGCUGGGGUUCAUGCGGAUACAGACAACAUCAUACUUUGGCGAAAGAGUCAGUGCAUUUACAGCUUUCAUCGAACCUAUUAGAAAGUUAAGAUCAAAUUUAGAAAUACUGCCAGAAGCUUUAGUUACUAAAAUACUAUUUGACGAUAACAGAGAGACAAUAAGAGCUCUCGGUGUAGAAUAUAUAAAAAAUGGUACAAGAGUUCGUGCGAAAGCUGCGAAGGAAAUUAUUUUAUCUGCCGGAGCUAUUAACAGCCCCAAGAUUCUGAUGCAAUCGGGGAUAGGACCUAAAGAGUACUUAGAAUAUUUAGACAUGAAAGUAAUAUAUGACUUACCAGUUGGAGGAAACUUUCAUGAUCAUUUGUCAGUGUGUCUGCCAGUAAUAAAACUGACGAAAACAACCACAACAUCAAAGUUUCCUGAGAAAUUAAAAGACAUUACUACUUACUACUCCAAGGGCGUUGGUCCUCUAUCAGCCAAUUUUCAAGUUGUAGCAUUCUUGGAAACUACAAUUUCAGACAUUUUAGGGACGCCUGACAUUGAAGUGAGAUUUAAAGGUCACGACUCAAACAUGUAUUAUGAUAAAAUUGAAAUGUGUGUAUCUUUAUUGACACCAAAAAGUCGCGGACAGGUAGUCCUGAAUGCUACAGAUCCUCUCUUUGGAAAACCUUUGAUUUACCCAAAUUUUCUUAAAGAUCCUUCCGAUGAGAAGAAAUUGUUAGAAGGUAUUCAAGAGAUCGUGAAAUUAUUUGACACAGAAGUUUUCAAGAGUGCGGAGUAUGCAUUUGAUCCUCGUCCUAUAUUGAAUAACGAUUGCAAGGAUCACGACCGAGUAUCGGAAGACUUUUGGCUAUGUAUUAUCAAACAUUUCUCAACUCCUCUGCACAAUUACGCGGGGACUUGCAAGAUGGGGACGUCCAAGGAUCCUGAUUCAGUGGUAGAUAAAAGCUUAAGAGUUUAUGGAAUCAACAAUUUGAGAGUCGUGGAUGCAUCGAUCAUGCCGAAAAUAACCCGCGGAUCUACCGCGGCGCCUGUUAUAAUGAUAGCUGAAAAAGCCAGUGAUAUAAUAAAAACUACUUGGUAUUAAUAAAAUAU